Molecule: messenger RNA, 751 nt
Organism: Eurypyga helias (sunbittern)
Lineage: Eukaryota; Metazoa; Chordata; Aves; Eurypygiformes; Eurypygidae
Gene: DAP3
Product: death associated protein 3
Exons: 7
Biological process (GO): apoptotic process
Cellular component (GO): mitochondrial ribosome; mitochondrial small ribosomal subunit
Molecular function (GO): structural constituent of ribosome
Source: RefSeq, a predicted model, not a curated record
AGAAGGGAACCGGGAAGACCAUGACUCUGUGUCACGUGGUUCACUACUGCACAAGGCAAGGCUGGCUGGUGCUGCACAUCCCGGACGCUCAUCUCUGGGUGAAGAACUGCAAGGAGCUUAUGCAGUCUUCCUAUAACAAAGAACGGCUCGAUCAGCCUUUGCAAGCAUCUUUCUGGCUCAAGAACUUCAAAACCACCAACGAGCGCUUCCUAAGAGAGAUAAAAACACAAAAAACAUACGUGUGGGGCAAACGAGACAGCACGGAGGAGGGCAGGCCGCUGGGUGAAGUGGUGGAGCAGGGCUUAGCUCGGGUGAGAAACGCCAGCGACGCGGUCGGGGUUGUGCUGAGAGAGUUAAAGCAGCAGUGUCAUCUCGGCUCGUUCCGGCUUCUCGUGGCAGUGGACGGCGUCAACGCGCUCUGGGGAAGGACGACGCUAAAGAAGGAAGACAAAAGCCCUGUGUCUCCAGAGGAGCUGACGCUCGUGUACAACCUAAGGAAGAUGAUGAUGAACGACUGGAACGGAGGUGCUGUUGUGACCACCCUCAGCCAGACGGGCUCACUCUUCAAACCCAGUUCUGCCUAUUUGCCCCAGGAGCUGCUGGGAAAGGAGGGGUUCGACGCGCUGGACCCCUUCGUGCCCAUCCCGGUCCCCAACUACACUCUGCAGGAGUUCGAGAGCUGCUACCACUACUACCUCGACCGCAAGUGGCUGCAGCACGAGAAAGGUGAGCUCCUAGGUGUUCCUCAGGG